Messenger RNA from Salvia miltiorrhiza (redroot sage), 1895 nucleotides. RefSeq names its product signal peptide peptidase-like 1. NCBI's taxonomy places the organism in Eukaryota, Viridiplantae, Streptophyta, Magnoliopsida, Lamiales, Lamiaceae. The record is from RefSeq and is a predicted model, not a curated record. The transcript has 4 exons. Gene Ontology annotation, molecular function: aspartic endopeptidase activity, intramembrane cleaving. Gene Ontology annotation, cellular component: Golgi-associated vesicle membrane; lumenal side of endoplasmic reticulum membrane; cytoplasmic side of endoplasmic reticulum membrane. Gene Ontology annotation, biological process: membrane protein proteolysis. Bases 562 to 1677 code for a protein of 371 amino acids.
AAAAAUUUGGCAAAUGGUAAUUCUAUUUCUUGAAUGGCCCUUGUUGUAUUUGACCAAGCAAUAUUUUCCUCUCAGUUCUUCUAUAGAAUAAUCGUUAUCUUGAUUUUGUUUGGAUUAAUGUCUACUUUUGUUUAAUUAUAUAUUUUUUUCUUUGUUGUCUACUAUAUUCACCAUUGAGUGUUUAGUCAACCCGUCUGAUAACUUUUCCGUGUUUCCAGGUAGCUGAUAUUUAAUACUUUCCCCUCUGCAUUUUUAUGUACUCUUUCGAUUUGGGUUUUGGAGAGGUGUUUUGGGGCUUAUGAUAUAAUGAGGGUUAUUUUCAGGCGAUUCGUCUGUGAUUUUAGUGAAAUUCUUCCAGAAAUGGAUUGCUGAAAUAGAGAAAGGUCCGGGGGUGUUGUUCAGAUCAGAUGUCAACAUAGAUUCUUGAUUACCUGCUCGUGAUUUUGGAGGAAUCUUUUGUAUUUCAUUCUCCAAAUUUAGGAUUUUGUGUUUGUUCCAAUCCUUGUCAGCAACUAGGUGUUUUCCAGUGGUCUUGAGAGUGGUGUUCGACUUAUUUUUAGCAUGGAGCCUCUUUGGAAGCUUGCAUAUUUACUUGAACCGUCUUCACUCACCCUCUUUGUCACAGCCAUAGUAGUGUCAUAUGCAUCUGCUUCUAGAGCUCUGAAUUACGGAAAGGAAAUGGAGCGGAACCGUGAUUUAUCUGAAGCUUCCAUUACUCUAGAUAGCUCUCAGGCAUUGAUGAUACCGAUAAUGAGCUCGUGCAGCUUGCUCUUUAUGUUCUAUCUGUUUUCUUCCGUCUCUCAACUUCUGACUGCUUUUACUGCAAUUGCAUCAGCUUCUGCCUUAUACUUUUGCCUUACACCAUAUACUGCUCAAGUCAAAUCGCACUUUGGCCUGCCCGAUCCAUAUGUAUCCCGGUGCUGUGCCAAGUCAUUUACAAGAAUCCAAAGUAUCCUGUUAUUGGUCUGUGUCGCUUUAGUUGUGGCGUGGCUGGUCACAGGGCACUGGAUUUUGAACAAUCUGUUGGGCAUCUCUCUUUGUAUUGCUUUUGUCAGCCAUGUUCGACUUCCGAAUAUCAAGAUAUGCGCGAUGCUCCUUGCCUGUUUGUUUGUGUACGAUGUAUUCUGGGUUUUCUAUUCAGAGAGAUUCUUUGGGGCAAAUGUUAUGGUAUCAGUUGCAACGCAACAGGCGUCUAAUCCAGUACACACGGUAGCUAAUAGUUUGAAUCUUCCUGGCUUACAGCUAAUAACAAGAAAGCUCGAGUUGCCUGUCAAGAUUGUGUUCCCCAGGAAUAUGUUGGGCAGUGCAGUACCUGGAAAUAAUACUUCGGACUACAUGAUGCUUGGUCUUGGUGACAUGGCUAUCCCCUCGAUGCUUUUAGCAUUAGUUCUGUGUUUCGAUCACCAAAAGGGCCGGGAUUCUAAAACUAUCUUGGAUACACAACCUUCAAAGGGAUUCAAAUACUUUUGGCAUGCUCUUGCUGGGUAUGCUGUUGGACUGUUUACUGCCUUGGCAGCUGGCAUCUUGACACGCUCGCCUCAGCCAGCGCUUUUGUAUCUGGUACCUUGUACAUUGGGGCCGAUCAUCAUCCUGUCUUGGAUGAAGAAGGAUCUAGCAGAGUUGUGGGAGGGAACGACGGGAAACCCUAACGAGAAAGCACAUCUCACAGGAGUAUGAGCGGUAGAUCAGCCCUCGGGCUAGAUGUUUGAGUCUACGGAAGUUCAAUGGAGAAAAUUUAGGACUGCAAGUCUUGGUAGUCAACUAGGCUGUCAAAUGAAGUUUAUUUCUUACCUAAUGUCAAUAUUAUCAUACACCAUGAAAAGGGCAAAAUUGCAUUGAAAUUUACCUUUAAAUUUCUGCAGGGAAGAAAAUAUGAUGCUUGUUAUUCUAUCUUA